Molecule: messenger RNA, 519 nt
Organism: Myotis brandtii (Brandt's bat)
Lineage: Eukaryota; Metazoa; Chordata; Mammalia; Chiroptera; Vespertilionidae
Product: keratin, type II cytoskeletal 4-like
Exons: 1
Biological process (GO): intermediate filament organization; keratinization
Cellular component (GO): keratin filament
Molecular function (GO): structural constituent of skin epidermis
Source: RefSeq, a predicted model, not a curated record
UGACCCCUCUUGCUUCUCUCUGACAGCUCAGAGCUCACUCUCCUCUCUCCAGCCAUGAUCUCCAGACAGCAGUGUGUCCGAGGCGGGUCCCAGGGCUUUAGCUGUGGCUCGGCCAUCGUCGGUGGGGGCAAGAGGGUUGCUUUCAGCUCGGCCUCCAUGUCUGGGGGUGCAGGCCGUUGCUCCUCUGGGGGCUUUGGCAGCAGGAGCCUCUACAACCUCGGGGGAAACAAGAGCAUCUCCAUGAGCAUGGCCGGAUGCCGGCAAAGUGGCGGCUUUGGGGCUGGGGGAGGUUUUGGGGCUGGUGGCUUUGGUGCUGGUUUCGGCGCUGGCAGCUUUGGUGGUGGAUUCGGAGGCUCGUUUGGUGGACGGGGUGGUCCUGGCUUCCCUGUCUGCCCCGCUGGGGGGAUUCAGGAGGUCACCAUCAAUCAGAGCCUGCUGACCCCACUCCAUGUGGAGAUCGACCCCGAGAUCCAGAAGGUCCGGACUGAGGAGCGAGAGCAGAUCAAGACCCUCAACAAC